AUGCCAGAAAGAAGAUCUUUACCAGCAAAAACCCAAAAGCAAGAAGAGAAACAAAACAAAACAAAAAAAAAGCAACAAGUCAACAAAAAGGAAACUGUAAGAACAGCAACAAGAACCACACAACAAGAAAGGGAGAAAAGACAGAGACAUCAAAAACAAGAACCUACAGAUGAAGCUCAAAAACAAGCAAAAGCAAAAGAAAGAAUAAAGAAACAUCGACAACCCAUUGAAGAUGUUGUGAGAUCUCUCAUGACAUUAUCUAUGCCAGAGAGAAGAUCUUUAACAACAAAAACCCAAAAGCAAGAAGAGAAAGACAAGAAAGAGACAAAAACAAGGACAACAGAAGGAAACAGCAGAAGGAUGAACCUGCAAAUGAAAAGGAAACAGCAACAAGACAAAAAAAAGGUAACAGCAACAAGAGAAACAACCAGCAAACAGGAAGAAAGGAAGAAAAGACAGAGACAGCAGAAGGAUGAACCUGCAAAUGAAGCUCAAAAACAAGGACAACAAAAAGAAACAAUAACCAAACACCAACAAUAG
Molecule: messenger RNA, 540 nt
Organism: Camellia sinensis
Lineage: Eukaryota; Viridiplantae; Streptophyta; Magnoliopsida; Ericales; Theaceae
Source: RefSeq, a predicted model, not a curated record